Messenger RNA from Galendromus occidentalis (western predatory mite), 2009 nucleotides. It is a transcript of the gene SrpRalpha, whose product is annotated as signal recognition particle receptor alpha. The transcript is spliced from 7 exons. The record is from RefSeq and is a predicted model, not a curated record. NCBI's taxonomy places the organism in Eukaryota, Metazoa, Arthropoda, Arachnida, Mesostigmata, Phytoseiidae. Gene Ontology annotation, cellular component: endoplasmic reticulum membrane; signal recognition particle receptor complex. Gene Ontology annotation, molecular function: ATP hydrolysis activity; GTPase activity; GTP binding. Gene Ontology annotation, biological process: intracellular protein transport; SRP-dependent cotranslational protein targeting to membrane. Bases 50 to 1831 code for a protein of 593 amino acids.
GCAGCUGUUAGGCGACUGGUGCCGUGCGAAGGAAGGCGAAUCGGUCAUCAUGUUGGACCUUUUCGCGAUAUUCUCGAAGAGUGGAAUCGUCCUCUGGUGCUUCCAGUCCACAGGCGAAGCCUUCACCUCAGCCGUCAAUGCUCUCAUCCGUGAGAUCAUUCUCCAGGGCAGAUCCUUCAAGGAGGAAUACCACCAUGAUCAACUCGCUCUCCGGUUCCGUAUGGACAACGAGUUCGAUCUUGUCUUCGUGACGGCAUAUCAAAAAAUUCUGCAGCUUUCUUACGUGGACAAGUUCCUCGACGACAUACAGCUCGAGUUCCGCGACAAAUACAGACAAGAUCUUGAGAGCAGGAACUUUUUUGCGAACUUCAAUCUCGAUGGCGAGUAUCAGAAGCUGCUCCGCCGUGCCGAAGCGUACGGCAAGGAGAACCGAGCGCCCAAAAUGCGGUCUUUCCAAGAAAGUCAGAAGUCGAAAAAGACUAUGGCUGCACUCAUAGAUAAGAAAGAGACUCAAAAGGAAGUUGAGGCCAGGAAAGAACCAGCGCGUCCUGUGUACAAUGCUGAAGAUGACGAAAUAGCUAAGAAUAAGCAGAAGUUGAUCGAUAGAAUGACAAAGAAGAAAGCCGACUCCCGCAAGAGUCCCCCGUCCAAUAAAGAUAAGAAAGGCAAGAAGGCCCGAGUAUGGGACAACGCAGGCCAGACGACCGAAGGACUCGACUACUCUUCUCCCGACCCUGCAUCUAACGGUGGCGGCGGUGGCGGCGAAGAUCGUUUCAUGCCCCAAACCGCCUGGGUUGGCCAAGCCAGAGGCGACAUAAAAGACAUAGACUACGACGAUGACGAGUCCGACGAAGAGGAUUACGAUCAACGCGCCGCCAAGAACACAAGUGGAGUUUUCGGCAUGUUCAAGGGUCUCGUUGGACAAAAAGCUCUCACCAGAGCCGACGUCGAUCCCGUGUUGGAGAAGCUGCGUGAGCAUCUCAUCACGAAAAACGUGGCCGCAGAAGUUGCCUCGUCGUUGUGCGACAGCGUCGCGCUCCAGAUGGAAGGUCAAGUCCUGGGAACUUUCCAAAGGGUGGCAUCCGUCAUCCGAGAUACACUCUCCGAGGCAUUGGUGCAGGUAUUGUCCCCGAAACGCCGGAUGGAUCUUCUGCGUGACGUGCUGGACUGUCGACGUCAAGGUCGUCCCUAUGUGAUCGCGUUCUGUGGAGUGAACGGCGUCGGGAAAUCUACGAACCUAGCAAAGAUCUGCUUCUGGCUCAUGGAGAACGAUUGCAAGGUCCUCAUCGCGGCCUGUGAUACUUUUAGAGCUGGGGCCGUCGAGCAACUCCGCACCCAUGUGCGUCAUCUGGACAAUCUCCAUCCGGGCAAGGUCCAACUCUACGAGAGAGGCUACGGAAAAGACGCGGCCGGCAUAGCCGCCGAAGCCAUCGGUUUCGCUCGCGAUUCCCGCUUCGACGUGGUCCUGGUCGAUACGGCGGGGAGAAUGCAAGACAAUGAGCCCCUGAUGAGAGCCCUUGCCAAACUGGUUGUGGUCAACAAGCCCGACCUGCUGCUAUUCGUGGGCGAAGCUCUGGUCGGCAAUGAAGCCGUCGAUCAAUUGACUCGUUUCAACAUGGCGCUUGCGGACCACAGCAAGAUGCAGGGGAGUCCGCGUCUGAUCGACGGGAUCGUUCUCUCGAAAUUCGACACUAUCGACGACAAGGUCGGAGCCGCAGUUUCCAUGAGUUACAUCACUGGACAACCGAUCGUCUUUGUGGGGACCGGACAGACUUACGUUGAUUUGAAGGCUCUGAACCCGAAAGCUGUGGUCAAAGCCCUCAUGAAAUAAGACUCUCGCAUUCCAUGUUAUGCUCGGAGGUUCUCUCUGCCUCAAGCCAUGAACGAACAUUUUCUUGUGCGCCCGAGACUGAAUGCCCUCUUACUGACAGACAGCUCAUCGGGGACGAUUUAAUCCUUAAUCCGAGUGUUUUGUACGCCCAAACGAAUACACUUCCCGUCUUUUGUUA